This is a messenger RNA of Dufourea novaeangliae, 1568 nucleotides long. RefSeq lists its product as uncharacterized. NCBI's taxonomy places the organism in Eukaryota, Metazoa, Arthropoda, Insecta, Hymenoptera, Halictidae. The transcript has a single exon. Gene Ontology annotation, molecular function: nucleic acid binding; RNA-DNA hybrid ribonuclease activity. The record is from RefSeq and is a predicted model, not a curated record. The annotation marks the transcript as partial.
AUGGGGUUAUCAGUCAAUUCGGACAAAUUGGAAGUGGUACGCUUUACCAAACGUAUCAAGAUACCAGCAACGGAACCUCUAAGGUACGAGGGAAAGGAUUUAAAACUGGUGGACGAGGUGAAAUUUUUAGGAGUUACGUUCACCAAGAAGUUAUUAUGGAGAAGACAUGUCUUCAACAAAGUGGCAUGCGGAAAAAAUAACAUAUAUAUGGUGAGUAGAGCCAUAGAUGGGACAUGGGGUUUUUCCCCUCGCAUCGCAAACUGGAUAUAUAAAUCCAUAGUGGUGCCGAGGGUGACCCAUGGGGCGAUUGCAUGGUGGCAAGCUGCCAAAAUGACCACCGUGAAGAAUAAACUAAAUAGCCUCCAGGGAUUGGCACUCAGGAGAGCUCUGGGUUCGUUAAGUACCACUCCAUUGAGAGCAAUGGAGGUACUAACGAAUACAACUCCGUUAGAUAUUGUGAUUCUAGAUAUCGCAGUAAGAACAGCACAUAGAUUAAAGUGCUGGAACAGCUGGACGGGAAAUAACUAUGGACACGCGUCAAUAAUGCAGAACGAGGCGAACAGAGAGAUGAACGAAAUGAUGGACAUGGAACAGGACAGAUGCGCUCCGAGCAUGAUUCCGGAACAAAAUUUUCAGGUAAUAAUUCCUACUAGGGAACAAUGGAAGGGUAAUAAGAUAUUAGCAGGGAGUCAUAUUGAUUGGUACACGGACGGAUCAGGAAGAAACGAUCUGGCAGGACCAGGAUGGACGGAUGGGAAGAUGGGUAGGCAUUAUGCAAGCCUAGGAAAAGACGUAACAGUCUUCCAAGCGGAAGCAUUCGCGAUAAUGAAAUGUGCAAAAUUAUUAAUGGAUAGGGGUACGAGACAAAAAGAAGUAAGAAUUUUUACAGACAGCCAGGCGGUGUUGCUGAGCAUUCAGAAGCUCAUGCAUACCUCACUGACUACCAAGAGAUGCAAGGAGCAUCUUAAUGAGCUAGCGUCAAGAGGAAAUAAGCUAACGUUAUGCUGGGUGCCGGGCCACAGAGGCAUUCCAGGAAACGAGCAGGCAGACAAACUGGCAAAUCUAGGCUCUAGGAGGGCCCCACCAGAAGGGGUACCUAGGCAAGUACCGCUAGCGGAAGCAGUUUCCGCUCUAGGUAGGAAGCGAUGGCGCGAGGGAGAAAGAAAACGAAAAUGGGACUCGGCAGAGGGAUGCAGGGUAGCCAAAGCAAUGAUCGGGCAGAACCCCGUUUACAAAAAUUGGAGGGAUCUGAUGGAUCUUCCGCGUGAAGAUACAAGAAGGGUGGCAGGUAUCCUAACAGGACAUGCCAUCCUAAACCAUCACUUAACAAGGAUGGGGGAAUUGCAGGAAGAGACGUGUGAGUUCUGUGAUGAAGAUGCGGUGGAAACAGCAGAACACAUAUUAAUGAGAUGCCCGGGAUUGAUGGAGAUGCGCUUUAAGAGGCUGCGAAAAGCGAUACUGGAGGAAGAGGAUAUUCCCCAACUGACGGUGAAAGGAAUAAAGGAAUUCACCCAGGAUGUGGAUAGGACUAGACCAAGGGAGGAGGUAGAGGAAGAAGAAGAAAUCUG